GCUAAACGGCAGACGGUCAGUCGCAGUCGGUCUGCGGUCCUUUGGGUUAGGCCGUUUGUCAUAUUUUGAAAACAGUCCUAGUCAACCGGUUGGCGCCCUCGCGCUCGCUCUCUCGCAGGUAAUUCGUUUUCGCGCAAAAGGAACCUAAUCGCGUAGUUUAUACCAGUAAAAUAAAAAACCAUUAUUUUUUGUAUUAACAAAUAACAUUUGUGAAAACGCACCCGACGUUCUUUAUGUUAACGCCUCAUUAAUACGGUUCCCUACCGUCGUCAUGUGUCCAGCGGGGUGAUCGGUUUCGCCUUGCCGUUUCUUUCGUUCAGUUUACACAGUGGUCGGUUUUAAGUAGACCAAAUAAAAAAAAAUAAACUAAACAAUAUUGGUCUAUCGCCUCGAUUACGGGUUUGACCGGUGCGACAGCGGCUUAUACCGACAGUCACACAUGGCCUCAGCCAGCAGCGGUCAGCCGGCUUGGCGCACACCAUCGUUGCUCUGGUGUUGGUGCGCCGUCUUGGUCGCGGUCGACACCGCCAAACAACACCAGCAACAGCACAGAAGUGUCAACGGUGACAAAGAAGACCUGUCGCUGUACAUAGACGAACAACAAGUUAAAAUGUAUAGUGGUAUAUCGAUGCCGAUAUACGCUAUCAGAGACGGCGAAGUCAUGUCGUACAUUUUGGACAAAAAUUUCGAACAGUAUUUACCAGUCAUUCCUUCCGAGGUGGGAUAUGUAAACUUCACGUGGAUGUCCGGCAAGAAAAAAUACUUUUAUGUUUUCGACUCGCUCAGGUCGUUCGACGAAAGCAUACUUAAGCCACCCAUAGUCACCAUAGAGCCCAAAGGGAGAAUACCGAGCGAGCCCAAAGUAUUCAGUAUUUUAUUACCAUGCACGGGGAAUGUCGGCGGUAACACUAGUUUCAGUAUAAGUCUGUCGAUUCAUAACAGGAAACUUCGUGCUUUGCCAUUUACACCAUUAAAGGUGAAACUCAAAAAGAAUUGUACCGUCAACAGUGCAAGUAAAAGUACAAGUCCGGACUUAGAAUGUGAUAAAAAGUGCGAAAACAACGGACGGUGUAAUGCGGAUAAAAUUUGUCAGUGUCAAGACGGAUACAUGGGGCAAUAUUGUAAAACGGCAUUGUGCUAUCCACAAUGCAUGAAUAACGGCACAUGUAUCGCUCCUGGACGUUGUAAAUGUCUACCUGGUUACCAAGGACCAAAUUGUGAAGGAGGAAUUUGCGCUGAAAAAUGUUUGAACGGUGGAAAAUGCAUACAAAAAGACACCUGUCAGUGUAGAAAAGGAUUUUACGGGCCGCGAUGUGAAAAAACCAAAUGCAUUAUACCGUGCUUGAACGGGGGAAAGUGUAAAGGUAUAAACAAAUGCCGGUGUCCUUUUGGUUUCCAAGGAGAUCAUUGUGAAAUAGGCCAACCCGUACAACAAUAUUACGAUUGUAAGCGGCCAUGUCACAACGGCUAUUGUACUGAAAACAAAACGUGUCGCUGUCAACAAGGAUGGGCUGGCAAAUUCUGUACAAGAAAAGUAUUAAAACCAAAAAGAAACAAUACCCUCAAGUUGAGGUAUUCACCUUCAAUCGAGGAUGACUAUGACCCCGAAGACGACUAUGAGGAAGUGACAAAGAAACGUAGAAAAGUGUUCAAGUGUUAGAAAAAAAUUCUGAUAUGUAUAUAUAGCUAUAUAUAUUAAUAAUGAAGAAAUUAAACAAUCUGUGAUUUUAUGUGUAUAUGAGAAAAUAAAACUAAUAUUUUAGAUAUAAAUUUGUUAAAAAAAACUAUUAAGAAGUUAUAUGAAAUAAUAUACUAGUCGUUAACUAAGUAUUAAAUUUGC
This is a messenger RNA of Adelges cooleyi (spruce gall adelgid), 1840 nucleotides long. RefSeq names its product protein shifted-like. The coding region runs from base 440 to 1660 and encodes 406 amino acids. Gene Ontology annotation, molecular function: signaling receptor binding. The transcript is spliced from 8 exons. NCBI's taxonomy places the organism in Eukaryota, Metazoa, Arthropoda, Insecta, Hemiptera, Adelgidae. Gene Ontology annotation, biological process: anatomical structure development. Gene Ontology annotation, cellular component: extracellular region; cell surface. The record is from RefSeq and is a predicted model, not a curated record.